Messenger RNA from Chelonus insularis, 3814 nucleotides. RefSeq names its product integrator complex subunit 3 (gene IntS3). The transcript is spliced from 8 exons. Gene Ontology annotation, cellular component: cytoplasm. The record is from RefSeq and is a predicted model, not a curated record. Bases 265 to 3489 code for a protein of 1074 amino acids. NCBI's taxonomy places the organism in Eukaryota, Metazoa, Arthropoda, Insecta, Hymenoptera, Braconidae.
UGGAAAGACUACGUUGUGGUACGAAUGCGCAAUCGCAUUGCGAACAGUUUCACGAGUUGAGUUCUUUAGUGACGAGAGACGAGGAAUAAACAGGAGGGUUAGAGAGACACAACGUAGAGCGAGAGAGAGAAGAUAGGACGAGGCAAAAGCGAUCACGAUGCACGGAGGAAACGGCAAGCGGCCACAGGCACAGGGCUGAAAGCUUGAAGGCUUCGGCCAGGGGCUCAUUUACGUCAUUUAAUUAAUCGAAAAAUUUAUACAACCAUGGAACAACCUAAAACAGCAUCGUCCAGACUACUAAAUACGUCCUGCAUCGAGAACAAGGACGACUUAGAAGAGAAAUUCGAACGUUGUUAUUCAGUAUUGGUGGGAUUAACAUCAGGAUUAUCAGAAAAAGAAGCUCACGAUACAUUAAAUAAUGCCGUUUGUAAGGAUAAAACCCACGAAGAAGUGUCUUUAGGAUUAUUGGUAGUGAUUCUAACGGAUCCCCAAGAAGCAGCAAAGAGUUACAGAGAUUUAACAUUAAUAACACGUGAUGGUCUAGCAAUUGUUCUUGGCCAUUUGAAUCAAUUAGUGCUUGAACGUUAUUUAAAAUUAAAUGAUGUUACUCGAACCCAAUUAAUGUGGCUUUUACGAGAAUUAAUAAGGACCAGUGUAGCUAAUGUUGAUAAUCUUUGUUUAAGUUUAUUACGACAUACUGCUGGUGGUGAUAUAUCGGCGCGUAAUUUAUAUUUAGCUGAUAAAUUACUAGAUAUAUUUCAAGAAAAUCGAACUUGGUUGGAUAAAUAUCCUUUUUUAGUUGCUUCUAUUGUUUAUACUUAUUUGCGUCUUAUUGAGGAUCAUAGUGCGCCACAUUUAAGUGCAUUGAGACAAAAAGAAGUGACAUUCACGGUAUCUUUGAUCAGAGAAAGGAUGAUGGAUUGUCUAGUUAUUGGAAGGGAUUUGGUACGUUUGUUACAAAAUGUUGCGAGGAUAAGUGAAUUCGAGGCUCUUUGGAAAGAUUUAUUAACAAACCCAAAGUCAAUAAACUCCAAUUUUACUGGAGUUUUGCAGUUACUUCAAACAAGAACAUCAAGAAGAUUUCUACAAUCACGUUUAACACCAGAUAUGGAGAGGAAAUUAGUCUUUUUAACAAGCCAAGUUAGAUUUGGUAAUCAUAAACGUUAUCAAGAUUGGUUCCAAAAACAAUAUUUAGCAACACCAGAAUCACAAUCAUUGAGAUGUGAUUUAAUAAGAUUUAUUGUUGGUGUUAUUCAUCCUACUAAUGAACUCCUUUGUUCGGAUAUUAUUCCACGUUGGGCAGUCAUUGGUUGGCUAUUAACCACCUGUACAUCAGCCGUUGCUGCUAGUAAUGCUAAAUUAGCAUUAUUCUAUGACUGGUUAUUUUUUGAACCUGAAAAGGAUAAUAUUAUGAACAUUGAACCUGCUAUACUUGUCAUGCACAACUCCAUGAGAUCUCAUCCAGCUGUCACUGCCACACUUUUGGAUUUUUUAUAUAGGAUAAUUCCAAAUUUUUAUCCAGCAUUAACAGAUAAAGUUCGUAAUGGAAUUUUUUCAUCACUUCGACAAAUUUUAGAGAAACGCGUACUACCUAGUUUAUAUCCAUUAUUUGAUAGUCCAAAAUUGGAUCGGGAAUUGAGAAGUAAAAUUCGGGAAACAUUUAAGGAAUUUUGUCUACCACCAAAUAGUGACACUGCAGGUAAUAAGGCGCCAAUGUAUUCAGGUAAAAUGGAUGAAAUGGAGAACACAUCAAACUCAUCUCCAGUUGAGAAUAAUCAUGUUGGUAAUCAAGAUCCUGAGCCAUCAUUCAGUGAUGAUGAUGAAGAGAUGCCUCUUAGGAUAGUAACAAAGGAGGAAGAGGAUGACGAUGAUGUGCCUUUGUCGAAAAUAAAAUUAAAAAAGGAUAAAGAAAAGCUGACAAAUUGCAUAGGAAAAACGGAAGAUUUAACAUCUCAAUUAAUAAAUACAUUAGCACCAGAAGAGCUUAAAACGGCAGUUGAUAAUUUAUACACUGAAAUAGACAACGAAACGAGGUGUCAAAUAAUGGAAAGGAUAGUUCAGAUGAUUGUUGAUGAUGAUGUAAGAGUUGAAAUGAUUACCCCGCUAAGGAGAUGCCUAUCAGCAAUAUUAAGUUCACAAAUUGAUGCACAAAUAUUCCCGUCAGAUAAUUUAAAUGAUGAAUCUCUUAUGGAUAGCAUCAGUACACCAUUAUUUGUCAUGUUUAGAAAUUUUUUUCAAUUAUGUAAAGAAGAGGAUAUUCGUAAAAGUUUUCUAGGAUAUUUUUUAGGUGAAUUUCAAGUAUGUCAACCAAGAACUGGAUAUUUAUUACUUUAUUUUUUGAAAGUAUGGGGUAGAGCUGAAGAAAUAAGAGAAGGUUUAGCCUCAAAUGCAACAAAUGAAGUUAAAGCUUCUGUUUAUAAAGACUUUUGUUCUGAUAGAAUAACAAAAAAUGUUGAAGCUUGUUUAUUAGCUGAUUUAAAACUUUGUCAUGAAGACAAUGUUGAUCUUUUAUGUUAUUUAGUACCUGAUAUCUUCAUGUGUUUUCAAAAUAUUGCUAUUGGUAAUUCACAACUUUUACAUCUUGUCGUUUCAACUAUUGACUCAUAUCAAUUACAAGAACUAGUCUGUCAGAUAAUGCAAGGACAAUUGAAAAUGUUGGAGAAAGAUUCAAUUACUAGUUUAUUAACUGCUAGUUUAGAUUGGGAAACAUUUGAACAAUAUUGCUUUUGGCAAUUAAUAUUUGCUCAUGAUUUCCCAAUUAAAUAUGUACUGCCUGUAUUACCGAAAUUACAAUUUAAAGAUCAUGCUGAAGCUCUUACGUCUAUACUAUUUAUGCUCAAACAAGAAAAGCCAACAUUAGAACUUCUUAAACAAUUAUUCACAAGAAAAAAUACUGAUGGUGAUUUAUUUGUGGUAGCAGCAUUACGUUAUUGGUGUCGAGAUUAUGAAGAAAAAUUAGCUGAAUUGUUAGCCAAUUUACUAAAUACUCGUUAUCCAGCAACAAGUCCGAAUAAACGAAAGCGUGCUGGAGCUAAACAAAAUCAACAACAAUCAGGACCACCAACUGGUGAACAAGUUUUAAGUCAUUUAGAUCAAUUACGACAACUUUGUCGUGCUUCGGCUGAUCUUCAAUUAUACCAAACUGAAGGCAUGCAAAGAGCUCUACAACAAGCUCAAGCUGCUAGCACUGAUACUGUGAGAAAAAAUUAUGGUGAUUUGUUUGCAUUAGCUGAAAUUAAUGAAGAAAAUGAACCACCACCACCACCCACUAGUUCAUCGAGAAAACAUACUGCUGCUGCUUCGGCUGCUGGUAAAGGUCAUAGAAAGGUUGCACCAAGCACCAGAGAACGAUCUGCUAGCAAAAGAGCACCUCCUAGAGAUAGGGGUACUGAAAGUAGCGACCAAAGUAGUGAAGAUGAAAUGAUCGCAAAACCAAAGCAAGCAAUGAAAAGAAGAAAGGUAGCUCCUGUCGAAUCAGAUAGUGAUUGACCACCAAGUGUCUUCAAACACAUAAUGGACCAUAAUAAAUGUGUAAAUCAACCUAAAUUACCGUUAAUAUUAUUAGGUAAUAACUUUAAAUUUUCAAAAGCACAUGUUGAUGAGGAAAAAUAACGCAUUUCAAUUAGAAAAAAAGAAACAAGUAAUUGGUACUAAUUAUUGAUUGAAAAAGAAAGAAAAAAUUUUGAUUUUUAAAAUAAAAUCCGACUACUAAAUUAGAGAAUCAAUGUGUAAAAAAACAAAGUGAUUAUUGAAAUGAAAAAACGGGUUUGAUCAAAAUUAUUGAAUUUUUAUUUUGUACAUUUUUUUGGUUAUG